CAGAGAUGCCGGUGCCGGUGUAGUAGCCUACAAAACCCGGUCAAUGUUCGGCUCCCUCCGGUGCAUUGUUCGCGGCCCCCAACCGGCGAUCCAAUUCCGUUCAAAGACGGUUACCAUGGCCCACACCACUCACACCUGGAAGCGCGGCGAGCUAACGCCCCAAGAAUACUUCACCUUCCGCGACGGCGCCUGGCACCCGGUCGAAGCGCAGGGCUCAGCGGUCCUGCCGGGUCGCGAGACCCCGCCGUCGACGUUUCAGUUUUCCGUCCUGUCCUGGAACGUCGACUUCAUGGCGCCCGAGGGGGACGCCCGCAUGAGCGCCGCGCUGAAGCACCUGGGGUCCCUCGUCGCGGGCAAUCCCAACCCGAGCGUCAUCAUGCUCAACGAGAUGACUCCGCCUGACCUCGCGCUCAUCAAGCUCGCUGACUGGGUGCGCGAGGGCUACGACAUUACCGACGCGACGGCCGACCACUGGGAGUCUUCUAUCUACGGAACGUGCAUGCUCGUCCCGCGCGCGCUGCCCAUCAAGCGCGUCGCCCGGCUGCACUACGCGGCGACGGCGAUGCAGCGCGACGCCCUCUUCGCCGACGUCGCCCUCGCGCGCGGCGGCACCCUGCGCCUGUGCGCCACCCACCUCGAGUCGCUGCGCGCCGUCCCGCCCCUGCGCCCCGCCCAGCUGGCCGCCGCCGCCGCGCACCUGCGGCAGCCGCAGCCGAGCGGCGGGAGCGGUGGUGGCGGCGGCGGCGGCGGCGUCGUCGGCGUCCUGGCCGGCGAUCUCAACGCCAUCGAGCCCUUCGACCGGACGCUGCACGACCAGUGCGGCCUCAAGGACGCCUACCUCGAGAGCGGGGCCCGUGAGGGGGAGGAGCGGGGGAUGACGUGGGGCCACAUGGCGCCGAGGUGGCUGAGGGAGCGGUUUGGGCUGGGCAGGCUGGAUAAGGUUCUGUUCUGGGACGGCGGUGAUGCCAGCAGUGGUGAUGGUGGUGGUGGUGACGAUGUUGGUGGGAGACUAUUGCUGAGGUUGGUGGGCUUUGAGACGUUCGGGAUGGAUGUGGUGGUCGAGGAUGAAGCUGCUGCUGCGCGGUUGAUGAAGGAGUGGGGGCUGGAGAAGGCGUGGGUUACGGACCAUCUGGGGGUGAGGGCUGACUUCCGGGUGGAGGUGUCUGAGAGUGUCAAAAUACAUAUAUAGGUGCAAUUGCUGGAAGCAGCAAUUGCGGCGUCGCUUUUGCGCUUCACAGUGAGCGAGGGGGGAGAUGAUGGUUCAAGAGGGUCGAAAGCUUAGAGAGUAGGCGGCAGGAAUGGGAAAGAAGAGUCGGGUAUGAUCCGGAUUGACUGGCUUUCGUUGACGUUACCUAUCUAUGUACGGACGUAAUUAGUUGAAGUUGUGCUGUGGCGCGGUCACGUUGUUGUACUGUACGAUAGGUUGUACGAUAGGUUGAACAAGGUUUGAGCGGCUGGUCGUUCAAGCCGGGUCCUCUAAUCUUUCCGUGUAGUGUUUUCCCCUUCUUCAAUGU
Molecule: messenger RNA, 1514 nt
Organism: Thermothelomyces thermophilus ATCC 42464
Lineage: Eukaryota; Fungi; Ascomycota; Sordariomycetes; Sordariales; Chaetomiaceae
Exons: 2
Coding region: 116-1189 (357 amino acids)
Biological process (GO): double-strand break repair
Cellular component (GO): cytoplasm; PML body
Molecular function (GO): single-stranded DNA binding; 5'-tyrosyl-DNA phosphodiesterase activity
Source: RefSeq, a predicted model, not a curated record